AUGCCUCCACAACGAACGACAGCGGCCGAGUCUUCGACUAGCCCUGGUGCGCCCUAUGCCCUGGCGCUGCUCUCCGAGUACACGCACACCCUCGACUGCCUCCCCCUCGACAUCUCUCGCAACUUCGCGGACCUCCGCGAGCUCGACGCCGUCCUCUCCUCCUCCAUGAACUCCCUCACGUCCAAGGUACAGCGCCUGACCGCCAUGAUCGAGGCCGGCCCCUCCACUUCCAAGGCCGAUCGCCUCUACCUCCUCUCCGAUAUCGCUGAGGAGGCGAAGCGCCUGAAGCUCGGCGGCGAGGACAAGAUCCGCGUCGCGUGCCAGGCAGCGGACAACCUGGCGGCCCACAAGCAGCACCUGCGCAUGCUGGCCGAGCACAUCCCGGACUUCGAUGCCAGGCGGCUGGUGCGGCGCACGACGUUCCCGCAUGUGACGAAGAAGCGGUUCCUGCCGCCCGAUAUGAUGAAUGGGCGGAGGAGGGCACGCGCGGGGCUGGGGGUGAUCAUGGAUGUGACGGGGGAGCCGACGGUGAAGCGGCCGGCGAAGAAGGUGGUGCGGGACGACGACUAUGAGGCGCGGUCGCCGAAGAAGGGGGACGCGAAGGCGCGGGCGAAGACGUUGAAGAGUCAACGUGCCGUCUCGCCGACUGACUCUCUCGUGUCUGUCACAUCGCACCCUCCCCCUCCCCCAGUCCCGAUCACGAACUCUCGGUCCGCAGGGCCCAAGAACGGGAACUCCAGCCGCCGUGUAGCGCGCAACAGUGCGCGCGACGCAUCUGUCCAGCCUACGGACAAGACGCCAAGUCGCCCACCUUUCCCUUUCGUGUCCUCGCACCCCUCUAUCCGGCCGGAUGGUCCUAUACGCUCACCGCUAUCGCAAGCAGGGUUCCCGGCCAGCCCUGCACCGAAUGCUAGUCACGACGAAGCCGAAGAAGGCGCCACGGACGAGGACAAGAAGGUCUAUUGCUACUGUCAGCAGAUCAGCUGGGGGGAGAUGAUCGGAUGCGAGAAUGAAGAAGACUGUCCAAGGCAAUGGUUCCACUUAUCGUGCGUAGGCUUGUCCGAGGUGCCGACGGGGGACUGGUGGUGCAAGGAGUGCAAAGCGCAAGCUCCUGUAAAACGGAAUCGGCCCGCGAAGAAGAGGAACGGCAGGGCGAGAUGA
Messenger RNA from Schizophyllum commune H4-8, 1161 nucleotides. RefSeq lists its product as uncharacterized. The record is from RefSeq and is a predicted model, not a curated record. Lineage: Eukaryota; Fungi; Basidiomycota; Agaricomycetes; Agaricales; Schizophyllaceae. The transcript is spliced from 3 exons. Gene Ontology annotation, biological process: regulation of DNA-templated transcription. Gene Ontology annotation, cellular component: nucleus. The coding region runs from base 1 to 1161 and encodes 386 amino acids.